Messenger RNA from Mytilus californianus (California mussel), 1525 nucleotides. RefSeq names its product putative macrophage stimulating 1-like protein. Gene Ontology annotation, molecular function: signaling receptor binding; endopeptidase activity. The coding region runs from base 48 to 659 and encodes 203 amino acids. NCBI's taxonomy places the organism in Eukaryota, Metazoa, Mollusca, Bivalvia, Mytilida, Mytilidae. The transcript has 2 exons. The record is from RefSeq and is a predicted model, not a curated record.
AGUGCAAAACUUCAAAAGAAGGAGCAGAAUAUAUAGGUACAGAGAACAUGACUCGCUCAUACAUCCCAUGUCAGAGAUGGGAUUCUCGUUUCCCACAUGAUCAUUUGAAUACUGAGUUAAUGAAAGACCAUGAAAAUUAUUGUCGGAACCCUGAUGAAGAGUCUGAAGGACCCUGGUGUUACACAAUGGAUCCAAGGAUUCGAUGGGAGUCCUGUGAUGUACCGUUUUGUGGAUCAACCCCGGCGGUGCCAUCUCACAUCAAAAGUCAGAUAACAACAACUUACUACACAACAGCCGCUUACGUCAAUGCAACAUCCGAUUCAGCAGUAUUCCCAUCUCCUCUACUGGAAGACAAGAAUGAAUCACAGUCCCGGUGUAAAUGCAGAUGUUCUUCUAGUGAACAGUUGAUUGACCAAUCAACAAAAUCAAGCGAUCACAAUUAUACGAAUGCAGAACUAAAACAGCUUAUGAAAGAAGAGUUACGGGGAAUUACAGAACAGCUGAGAGUUCAGAAGAAUUUGACGUCUGCUUGGUUUAGAGCGCGACGAUCUGCAGACGAUCGAAGAAUGACAUCUGUCGGGAUGGGUUAUGUUGCCAUUGGUAUUAUAGCAAUGCCUUUUAUUCUUACGGUGGUCAGCGAUUGUUGUAAGCUAAAAUAGAUAGUCGGUCUCUAUCUCCAACAGAUGAAGUAUCUAGUAGUCUGUGACUCGGUAAAUUAAUCAAAUGACUGACAUUGUUGUGAUAUUGUUUAAUGUUUCUGAAGCAUGCAUACUAAAUCAAUAAAAUUGUUAUAUUUUCAAUGUAAUGACAGUAAAAGAUGGGAAAUGGGCUAUUUGUGUAUGCAAGCCGGAAAAAUGGUUGAUACGUUUUUUUAAACGUGAAAAAAUGUUUGAUUGCUCUUUAUUUAUAUUGUAAAAAUAUACAAAAUCAAAUACUAGCAAUUUAUCCAAAAAAAAUGCAACAUUUUUAAAUUUACACUGUUAAUAUUAUUGUUACCAUAAACAAGAACAGAAAAAUAAAACCCAGAAAACAUAUACAUGUGUAUAAAUUAAAAGAUUUUAAAAUUCACAAACUUUUAGUUGUUGAUUUAUUCACACUAUUGAGGUUUAUUGAAAGACUGUUGGGCUAAGUUUUCAAACAAGACUGGUUCGACCUUUUUCAGGUUGAUUAUUUAUCGCUGCUGGAUAAGUUAUAGAAUCGGUUUCCCAGAUUCUUUUCCACAUUAGGACCAGAAAAAAAGUCUUUCACUCUUAACUCAAAUUCGAUACAACAGUUCCUUGUGUGAAUUUGAGGUUCUAACAAUAUUGUAGCGUAUCUCUGAACAUGAGACAGGACACUGCAAAGACUAUUGAUAACAUUUUUGGUUUCUAGAUACUUGACUUUUUAUACUCCCUGGAACAUAAAGUUUAUAUUGUUUUUGGUUGAUAGCUUGUUUAUCCCAUUAUGAAUUUUAACACAUUUAUACAGGUGAAACAUUAACAAUAAUAGUACAUGUGUUAUUUGUCCAUCCAAGCAUAAAUGCACU